UCCUAAGCUGCAAUGAGGCAUGGCACUAUGACACAGUAACUGUAACAAUAUAAGGAAGUGCACAGCUUUCUUACAUGCAUUUAAUAGUAGAGGUUGUUGCAUUGUAGCUCAAACAGAAUAUAUACCAGUUUGGAGAUGUCUCUUCUAAAGUUUUCAGCAGUGUUGUGUCUAAUGCACUUUAUUCAGUGCAGUACAGCCCAACCAAAUGUGGAGUUUCCAACUCUCGUGCAUCGUGUGCAAGAGGACAGUCGUAUUCUGAAUGUAGAGCUCACUAAGAAUGGAGAAAAUGAAGAGGAGGUGGUGGUGCUCGUGACUCCACUCACCUUCAAUGAGUACUAUGUUCUACGCAAAGGCCUUCUACCACCACAGUUUGACAGUGUGGACUUGCCAGACCCAGCUGAGUAUGACGUAAAUGGAAAACAAGACUUCAUUCGCAAUGGACCUAUCAAAUAUGUCUUUGACCCCAGCUCAGAGACAGAAACAGGAAGUAUUGAGAUCUUAUUCAACGAUGACUCCAUAAACGAGGCUGAUGAAGGAUUUCUGUUGCUCAUUGAGGUCGAGAAAACAGACCAAAAUGUUGCAAUUCUUAGAGGGGGCCUCACUCUUGUGAUCCUUGUUGACGAAGAUCCUCUUCGAUUGGGUUUUGAGCAGCCACAGUAUGAAGUACUAGAGGAGAAUCGCGUUGUCAACGAUUUAAUCUACAUCACCAAAAAUGGGAUGGAAUCCGAACAGACUCUGCGAUUCCUGGUGGAAAAUUCGCAAGGUUCUGCAGUUAGAGGAGAGGACUACAACGUUCUUGCUAGAACAGAAGUCAACUUCCCUCCAGACGAAGAGAGAAUGGCGUUCAGUUUACAGCUGUUGGAUGACCAGUUGCCAGAGGAGACGGAGAGUUUCCAGCUACUGCUAGUGACCGAGGAUGAUCAAUCAAACAUUUCCUUCAGUCUAACAACAACCACUGUGAAUAUUGUAGACAAUGAUGUUAUGACAGUUGGCUUUGAACAAGCGUUGUACACUGUGAGUGAAGAAGACAAAGAGGUUGAAGUGUGCGUUGCCAUCUCUUCUCCAGCAAACAUUGACUUGACUGUCAUAGCUACUCUCUCAACCAGUGACGAUACUGCAGAAGAUGGUGUCGACUACGCUCAUAUCAAAGAGUUUGUUAGCCUUCCCUCCUACGAUGAAAAGACAAGAAUCUGCUAUCAGAUCCCCAUCCUAAACAAUGAAGAUGUUGAGCAGAACGAGGAGUUCACGGUGAUACUGACACCUGGGGUUUCAACCCCACCAAAUGUACGGUUCCAACCAGGACAGGUGCAAGUCAGAAUAGUGGAUGACGAAAUAGUGAAUGAGUGUCGACUGGGAUUGCACAACUGUCAUGAGAAGGCUCGCUGCGUAGACACUUACCAGAGCUUUAAAUGUAUUUGCAAGAAUGGUUAUUCUGGCAAUGGUGUUGAGUGCAAUGACAUUGACGAGUGUUUGGACAGCAGUACUCAUUACUGCCAUGACGAUGCCAUUUGUACCAACUUUAAGGGAGGCUUUCGUUGCUCUUGCCCCCAGGGCUACAGUGGCAAUGGAAUUAUCUGCAUCCAAAACACACCUCGCCAUGAAUGUCUUCAAGACAGUGACUGUGAUAGACAAGCGAGCUGUAUGGGAAAACCACAGGGGAACAAGUGUGUGUGCAGGUCAGGUUACUCUGGCAACGGGAAAGCUUGCACUGAGAUCAAUGAGUGCACCAGUGAUACACACAGCUGCCCCCCUGAGGCGUCUUGUAUCAACACACAAGGAUCAUACUUUUGCAAGUGCAAACCAGGCUACAAGUCGACUGGCAGGCACUCAUGUAGAGACUACGAUGAGUGUGCGUCAUUGCAUCACAAUUGUGACCGACAUGCUCAGUGUACGAAUACAGUAGGCAGUUUCACUUGCACCUGUAGCCCUGAAUACACCGGAGAUGGGACAAGGGGAAAUUGCAACAGAGAAAGCUCCAAGCCUCGUCCUGGUCAUGGAUAAAUUACUCAAUAAUGAAUAACUCAACAACUAAUAACUCAACAAAUACUUACGUUAACUGUUUCUUACAAAACAAGAGUAGUAAAUUUGUCAUUGCUCUCUUCAAUUUAUGCUGUUGUUUGUUUAUACAAUAUUUUUGCUUGCAUAUACAAAAUCCGAAAAUCAAUAUAAAGGCUAAA
Halichondria panicea is the source of this 2177-nucleotide messenger RNA. RefSeq lists its product as uncharacterized. Gene Ontology annotation, biological process: cell communication. Gene Ontology annotation, molecular function: calcium ion binding. The transcript has 13 exons. The record is from RefSeq and is a predicted model, not a curated record. Gene Ontology annotation, cellular component: membrane. NCBI's taxonomy places the organism in Eukaryota, Metazoa, Porifera, Demospongiae, Suberitida, Halichondriidae. The coding region runs from base 136 to 2001 and encodes 621 amino acids.